CGCCGUAUCAUGAAACCAGUUUGUCAUUUCCAUCAAUUUUCGCCAAAUUAAUAUCAUGUUAACGAAAUUUUCACAUCAUUAAAUUCGCCGUGCACGCACCGCGAUCGAAAUGGCCGCGAAACCGAUCAAAUAUUCAAUUGGCAUCGAUUUGGGAACGACGUAUUCUUGUGUUGGUGUUUUCAAAAACGGAGCAGUGGAAAUAAUAUCCAACGAUCAAGGCAGCCGCACGACUCCCAGUUACGUGGCCUUCAACGAUGUGGAGCGCCUGGUGGGCGAACCGGCCAAGAGCCAGGUAGCCCUGAACCCCAACAACACCAUCUACGACGCCAAGCGGCUGAUAGGCAGGAGAUUCGACGAUCCGGCCAUCCAGCAGGACAUCAAGCACUGGCCGUUCGAGGUGAUCAACGAAAAGGGCAAGCCGAAGAUCAAAGUGACGUACAAAAACGAGGUGAAGACCUUCUUUCCCGAGGAGAUUUCCUCCAUGAUCUUGGCCAAGAUGAAGGAAAUCGCCGAGGCUUACUUGGAGGACAACAUCUCCAAGGCGGUCAUAACCACUCCCGCGUAUUUCAAUGAUUCCCAGAGGCAAGCCACUAAAGACGCAGGAACUAUAGCAGGAUUGGACGUCCAACGGAUCAUCAACGAACCUACAGCAGCAGCGAUUGCUUACGGUUUAGAUAGAAAGGACGAUGAUCAGGAUAAGCACGUUUUGAUAUUCGAUUUAGGAGGUGGUACCUUCGACGUCUCAGUGCUGCUUAUUUCUGGGGGGAUCUUCGAAGUAAAAUCCACAGCUGGGGAUACUCAUUUAGGUGGGCAAGAUAUAGACUUUCGGAUGGUACAAUAUUUCGCCGAGGAGUUUAAGAAGAAAACCAAAGUCGAUAUCAGCAACAACAAACGAGCUAUCCAGAGAUUGUCGGCCGCCAGCGAAAGAGCGAAGCGGAUUUUAUCUUCUGCUAAUCAAACCUCGGUGGAGAUCGAUUCAUUAGCCGAAGGGCAUGAUCUCUACGCUGAUAUAACCAGAGCCAAGUUCGAAGAGAUUAAUAACGACAUAUUCAUGAGGACAAUAGUACCUGUAGACAAGGCCUUAAAAGAUGCCAAAGUGAAUAAAAACCAAAUUGAAGAUAUAGUACUAGUAGGAGGAAGCACGAGGAUACCAAAAAUACAAUUACUACUAUCAAAUCUGUUUCAAGGUAAAAAACUGAACAAAUCGAUAAAUCCGGACGAAGCCGUCGCCUACGGGGCCGCCAUCCAAGCGGCGAUCCUCUCCGGAGAGGUGCACGAUGCCGUGAAGGAUGUGCUGCUGCUGGACGUCACGCCGCUAUCGCUGGGAAUAGAGACAGCAGGUGGCGUAAUGAGCGUGCUCAUCAAACGAAACACCACCAUUCCCACCAAGCAAACGCAAAUUUUCUCUACGUACGCCGACAACCAGUUGGGGGUUCUCAUUCAGGUUUACGAAGGCGAGAGAUCGAUGACCUGCGACAAUAACCUCUUGGGGAAAUUCGAAUUAUCAGGAAUUCCUCCAGCGCCUAGAGGCAUACCGCAAAUAGAAGUGACCUUCGAUUUGGACGCCAAUGGUAUUCUAACUGUUAAUGCCCACGAAACGGCCACCGAUAAAAAGAGCAACAUCGUCAUCACCAACGACAAAGGCAGAUUGAGCAAAGACCAAGUUGAUAAGAUGAUUAGAGACGCGGAGCGCUUCAAAGAGCAAGACCAAGAAAAACGUGCAGCCAUUGCGGCCAGAAACGAAUUGGAAUCGUACGUACAUCAGAUCAAGAUGGUGAUGAACGAACCAGCGGUGUCGGCGCUCAUCAAUCCCGAGGACAAAGUGAAGAUAAAUACCUGUUGCGACGGCAUCAACGAGUGGCUGUCGGACGCGGCCAUCAAAUCGGAGCGCGACUACGCCAUGAAGAAGCACGAGCUGGAGAACAUGUGCAAGCCGGUCAUCAUGCAGAUGUACAGCGGCGCCACCGGCUCCCAACACGACUCCGACGACAUCGCGCAGGCGUUCAGAGGCGGCGCCCGGGAUCAGCAGCCACGUCGCGACGACGACACGGACGGUACCCAAGGUCCUCUAAUCGACGAAGUGGACUGAACUGGUGGUGGUACUUUUGACGGUUUCGUUGGUCAUUAAAUUUCACUCGAAUCUUA
Molecule: messenger RNA, 2145 nt
Organism: Phyllotreta striolata
Lineage: Eukaryota; Metazoa; Arthropoda; Insecta; Coleoptera; Chrysomelidae
Source: the annotation of a GenBank genome assembly